This is a messenger RNA of Porites lobata, 542 nucleotides long. NCBI's taxonomy places the organism in Eukaryota, Metazoa, Cnidaria, Anthozoa, Scleractinia, Poritidae. The record is from the annotation of a GenBank genome assembly.
AUGAUGACGGCCAUUGAGUCAUCUGGCGGAAUUUCUGGUAUCCGCGUGACGGUGAGCAGGCCACAACCUGCUGCAAAGUCCACUCCAGUAAAUUGGGAGGGAGUUAGUUUCAUUAACAACAUUGCAUACAUCAAGGACGGUUUGCAAGUUUGGAGAGCUUAUGGAAUUGGCUCUGGCAAAUUUGUACCCUGGAGCAACUUCCACCAACAAGUUGGGAGUCUUCCUCAGCUAAACAAACAGAAACAGAGUUCUAGUGCUCAAGUAUCUUUCCAAACUGCCAAAGCCAAAAUCCGGUUUUAGAAGAGGCUCCAAAGAACAGAAAUAACAGCGAUGACGAUGAAAGCUGUAACGACGAAGGAAGCGAUCUGUUUUUCUGUCCAGAGGAGGGAUGUGUCAAGUCCUUUGUACAGUACUCAUCGGUAGAAAAACAUCUGGACUGUGGUAAACACAAGUAUGCCCUGGAACAGGAAACACUGUACGACAAGGCAAUGACCAUGUACACCACCAAACUGGAGCGUGGUCCUGGCGUCCUACCAGAAAUA